AUGAAAGGUGAAUACAAUGGUGCCCAAAGUCAUAUACUAAAAGAUAAUCCAUAUGCUAUUUACUCACCAUGUGCAGCUCACAGCUUAAAUCUAUGUGGAGUUGACUCUGCUGAGUGUUGUACGAAAGCAAUUACUUUUUUUGGAGUUGUCCAAAAAUGUUAUAAUGUUUUCAGCAGCAGUCCACAACGUUGGGAAAUUUUGAAAAAAAAUAUAUCAGGUUCACUUCACGGUCUAUCAAAUACAAGAUGGUCAGCUAGGAUAGAUGCUGUAAAACCAUUCGUGAAUAAUCUACCAGGACUGCAAAAUGCACUAGAGGACGUAAAACAACUUAAUUUAACUGCAGAAUCUCGUCGAGAUAUCGAAGGUAUUGUAAAAUACAUUAACAAAUUUGAAUGUAUUGUUAUGGCAUCUAUAUGGUUUAAAGUUCUCUGUAUAAUAAACGAAAGAAAUGUCGUUCUUCAAGCCAGAAACUCUACUAUUGAUGUUGAAGUAAUAAAUCUGGAGAGUUUAAUAGCAGACUUGCAGCUGAUAAGAAAUAAUUGGAAUACUAUUUUACAAGAAUGUAAAAUAGUUGCAAGUGGAUUAAAGAAUACUUCAUCUGAGUUGCAGGUCAGUCGGAAAAGAAAACGCGUAAAAGUAUUUUCAAAAAACAUUUUCAAAAACAAUGAAGAAGAAUAUUCAGUUAUAGCAGGAAUAAAUAACCGUUUUGUUGCAAUAAAAAAGUUGAACGAUAUUUUUUCUUUUUUGUGGCAAUUUGUUGCAUGGUCUGAAGAACGAAUUCAGGAUACUGCAGCUAAUUUUGUAAAAAAAUACGAUACUGACGUAUCUCAAGAACUAAUAACUGAAAUGAUUCACCUUAAACAUAUCUACAAAGAAAAUUUCACAACUAAUUGUUCUCCUUAUGAGUUAUUGAACGAGAUCACAUCAAAAAAUUUGGACACUCUUUUUCCGAAUGUUUGUGUGGCUUUACGCAUAUUUUGUACCUUGCCAGUUUCAGUUGCUAGUGCUGAGCGUUCUUUCAGCGUACUUGCAAGAAUUAAAAAUUUUCAACCGCUCUUGUUCUUCACAAUCGAGAGUUUUCGGGUUAGGACUCUAUGUUUAGAAUCAGGAUUAGCAAGGCAAUUGGAUUUUAAAGAAAUCACUCGACUGCUUUGCUUCGGCCGGCUAAAGCAAAAAGCUAAAUUAUAG
Molecule: messenger RNA, 1188 nt
Organism: Aphis gossypii (cotton aphid)
Lineage: Eukaryota; Metazoa; Arthropoda; Insecta; Hemiptera; Aphididae
Exons: 2
Coding region: 1-1188 (395 amino acids)
Molecular function (GO): protein dimerization activity
Source: RefSeq, a predicted model, not a curated record